ACAGAGACGAGGAGGCAGGAACAACUGGGGGUUGAAGGUCGGACGGAAGUUCCCAAAGCUUCCGGUGGCCGUCUUGAGCGGGAGCAAUGGCUAAACAUCAUCCGGACUUGAUAUUUUGCCGCAAACAGGCUGGUGUUGCCAUCGGAAGACUGUGUGAAAAAUGUGAUGGCAAGUGUGUGAUCUGUGACUCCUAUGUGCGGCCCUGCACCCUGGUGCGCAUAUGUGAUGAGUGUAACUAUGGCUCUUACCAGGGGCGCUGUGUGAUCUGUGGAGGCCCAGGAGUCUCGGAUGCCUAUUAUUGUAAGGAAUGCACCAUCCAGGAGAAGGAUGUGGAGAGAUGGUUGCCCAAAGAUUGUCAAUUUGGGGAGUUCUAAGACAGAUCUCUUCUAUGAACGCAAAAAGUAUGGCUUCAAGAAGAGGUGAUUGAUGGGCCUCUUCCUCCCCCAAUCAAGGUGCUCCAGCUUCCAGAAAAAAACGCCUACUACCGCCAGCAGAGGGAGGGAGUGCAGAGUAUCACCUGAUCUGUUAGUAUGCUGGCACCUUUCCACCCUUUCCUGUCCUCACCCAGUCGUGUGGUAGAAAUGAAAAAGAUUGCUCACAGAGCACUCUGGCAGAUGUAUCAGAGAUAGAUUGACAGAUCAGUUCUUGGUUUUUCUUGAAUUCAAGGAGUCUGCUUCCCAAAAAUUGGUAUGUUCUCUCUACACCAAGAGCUUCUAAAACAGGAAUAAAAGCAUUUCAGUCUUGUGUUUGGGGAGUUGACUCUGAAGCUACUGCAGUGAGAAGCGUGUUCCGACAGCAGCUUGGAUGGUAGUUGUCCUUCGUGAAACAUCUGCAGUGGGGAGGGGAGCUCUUCCAACAAUGUGGGCAUUUCAUCUUGUUAACACUUAACCAGGUGGUACUGGCACAUGUUACAUCUCUUCUGAGAAAUUGGAAAGCCUUUCUGUUGCUAUCAUAUUAAUAAAGUAGGUGUUUAUUUUCUUGUA
Molecule: messenger RNA, 983 nt
Organism: Manis pentadactyla (Chinese pangolin)
Lineage: Eukaryota; Metazoa; Chordata; Mammalia; Pholidota; Manidae
Gene: PHF5A
Product: PHD finger protein 5A
Exons: 4
Coding region: 87-374 (95 amino acids)
Biological process (GO): mRNA splicing, via spliceosome
Cellular component (GO): precatalytic spliceosome; catalytic step 2 spliceosome; U2 snRNP
Source: RefSeq, a predicted model, not a curated record